AUGGGUGUCGAAAGAAAGAUCAUUACCCGCGGCACCGGUGCCUCGCCUGCCUCAGGCGAUAAGGUCUCGAUCCACUACACUGGUUGGAUCCACGAUCCUAAGAAGGCCAACAAGGGCUUCCAGGGCAAGCAAUUUGAUAGCUCCCGAUCGCCCGGUCGUGGCCCGCUCAAUGUGCAGAUUGGUGUUGGUCAGGUUAUCAAGGGCUGGGACGAGGGUGUGCUGCAGAUGAGCGUUGGCGAGAAGUCCAACCUGACCAUUACCCCGGACUAUGCCUAUGGCGACAAAGCGGCUGGCAAGAUCCCCGCAGGCUCUACUCUCAUCUUCGAGGUUGAGCUUCUUAAGAUCAACUAA
This is a messenger RNA of Penicillium waksmanii, 351 nucleotides long. RefSeq names its product FKBP-type peptidyl-prolyl cis-trans isomerase. The coding region runs from base 1 to 351 and encodes 116 amino acids. The transcript is spliced from 6 exons. The record is from RefSeq and is a predicted model, not a curated record. NCBI's taxonomy places the organism in Eukaryota, Fungi, Ascomycota, Eurotiomycetes, Eurotiales, Aspergillaceae. Gene Ontology annotation, molecular function: peptidyl-prolyl cis-trans isomerase activity.